This is a messenger RNA of Humulus lupulus (European hop), 1341 nucleotides long. Its product is annotated as flavonol 7-O-rhamnosyltransferase-like. Gene Ontology annotation, molecular function: UDP-glycosyltransferase activity. Bases 1 to 1341 code for a protein of 446 amino acids. The transcript has a single exon. Lineage: Eukaryota; Viridiplantae; Streptophyta; Magnoliopsida; Rosales; Cannabaceae. The record is from RefSeq and is a predicted model, not a curated record.
AUGCCACAGUCGGAGUUUUCGGAGACCAAGUCGAACAAGUCACAUAUCUUGGUGAUACCAUAUCCAGCACCAGGCCACUUGCUCCCUCUAAUGGAACUAACCUACCAACUAGCACUUCAUGACUUAGCCAUUACAAUAGUUAUCACACCCAAAAACCUUCCCAUUCUUCAACCUCUUCUCUCUCUUUGUCCUUCUAUCCAAACCUUAAUUCUUCCAUUCCCUGCCCACCCGGCGGUCCCUGUCGGCGUGGAAAACAUGCAAGAACUCCCCAUAUCUUUCCUCCCAAACAUCUUAUCCGCUUUGUCCCAACUCCAUGACCCUGUUCUUCAAUGGCUUCAGUCCCAUCCUUCUCCUCCAACGGCCAUAAUCUCUGACUUGUUCCUCGGUACUUGGACGUACCCUUUGGCUCUCCGUCUCGGUAUUCGAAGGCUAGGGUUCGCUCCCGUCCACGCUCACACUUUGUAUGGAUGGUGGAGUAGCGUGGAGAAGAAAUACCAUGAAUUGAAGAAGAUGGAAGAUUACGUGCUAGAGAGUCAUGCUGCUAAUAUGGCCAGUUGGGGUGUAAUUCUCAACACAUUUUCUGACUUGGAGGGCGAGUUAUUGAGCCUCUUGAAGAAAAAGAUUUUGGGCCAUGACAGGGUCUGGGCUGUUGGUCCAUUACUCUCCUUCCCAGUCAAGACAGAUCCUAAUAUCUCUACAAACAAGGUUAUGGCUUGGUUGGAUAUGUGCAAAGUAGAUAACUCAGUUGUUUACGUUGGUUUCGGAAGCCAAAUCACUUUGAACGGAGCUCAAAUGGAGGCUCUAGCAAAUGCACUUUAUAAGAGUGGGGUUCAGUUCAUUUGGGCCGUGAAAGAGCCCAUGAAGGGAGCUCAAAAGAAAGAAAGUGACAACAGUGUGGUCCCCACAUGGUUCGAAGAUCGUACGGCCGGUAAGGGUCUAGUACUUAGAGGAUGGGUCCCACAAGCGGCGAUCUUAGGGCAUGGCGCUGUGGGUACGUACUUGACACAUUGUGGUUGGAACUCGAUGCUGGAAGGACUUCUUUCGGGUGUACUAAUGCUUGCAUGGCCUAUGCAAGCUGAUCACUACGAGAACGCGGAGCUAAUGGUCGAUGAGCUUAAUGCGGCGGUUCGUGUCUGCGAGGGUUUGGACAUCGUGCCGGACCCUACCAAGUUGGCAAAAGUGUUGGCAGAGUCAGUUGGUCAAACUCAGGUUCAGAGAGCUCGUGCUUUGGAGUUGGGAAACAUAGGUUUGAGAUCAAUUAAGCCAGGUGGGAGUUCUCAUAUCGAGUUGGAAGCACUGGUCAAAGACUUGUCUCUUGAAAUGAAAUUGGAACUAGAGUAG